Culex pipiens pallens (northern house mosquito) is the source of this 1712-nucleotide messenger RNA. Its product is annotated as elongation factor 1-alpha. Gene Ontology annotation, biological process: translation; translational elongation. Bases 173 to 1564 code for a protein of 463 amino acids. The record is from RefSeq and is a predicted model, not a curated record. Lineage: Eukaryota; Metazoa; Arthropoda; Insecta; Diptera; Culicidae. Gene Ontology annotation, molecular function: GTP binding; GTPase activity; translation elongation factor activity. The transcript is spliced from 2 exons.
GCGCGUUCGUACGCGAGACGGGCGUGUGUGCGUCGGGUCGCGUUUCGGGGGUAGGAGUUGGCUGCACAACCGUCGACUCGUUCACUUCUAUCGGGCCUCUCGCCGGAACAAGAUCCAUUUGCGCAUUUGUUGAGGAACUUGUACUAGUUCAGUUUUCUUUUAAUCACUCAAGAUGGGUAAGGAAAAGACUCAUAUUAACAUUGUCGUGAUUGGACACGUCGAUUCCGGCAAGUCGACCACCACCGGCCAUCUGAUCUACAAAUGCGGCGGUAUCGACAAGCGUACCAUCGAGAAGUUCGAGAAGGAAGCCCAGGAGAUGGGCAAGGGCUCCUUCAAGUACGCCUGGGUGUUGGACAAACUGAAGGCCGAGCGCGAGCGUGGUAUCACCAUCGAUAUCGCCCUGUGGAAGUUCGAGACCGCCAAGUACUAUGUGACGAUCAUCGAUGCCCCCGGACAUCGUGAUUUCAUCAAGAACAUGAUCACCGGAACGUCGCAGGCCGAUUGUGCCGUGCUGAUCGUCGCCGCCGGUACCGGUGAGUUCGAGGCUGGUAUCUCCAAGAACGGACAGACCCGUGAGCAUGCCCUGCUCGCCUUCACCCUCGGUGUCAAGCAGCUGAUCGUCGGUGUCAACAAGAUGGACUCGACCGAGCCGCCAUACAACGAGGGCCGCUUCGAGGAAAUCAAGAAGGAAGUCUCGUCCUACAUCAAGAAGAUCGGUUACAACCCGGCUGCCGUCGCUUUCGUGCCCAUCUCCGGAUGGCACGGAGACAACAUGCUGGAACCGUCCACCAAGAUGCCCUGGUUCAAGGGAUGGGCUGUCGAGCGCAAGGAAGGCAAGGCCGACGGCAAGUGCCUGAUUGAGGCUCUGGAUGCCAUCCUGCCCCCGUCGCGUCCCACCGACAAGCCCCUGCGUCUGCCCCUGCAGGACGUCUACAAAAUCGGUGGUAUCGGAACGGUCCCGGUCGGUCGUGUGGAAACCGGUGUGAUCAAGCCCGGUACCGUUGUGGUCUUCGCCCCGGUCAACCUGACCACUGAAGUCAAGUCCGUCGAAAUGCACCACGAAGCCCUGCAGGAGGCCGUGCCCGGAGACAACGUCGGCUUCAACGUCAAGAACGUGUCCGUCAAGGAACUGCGUCGUGGAUACGUCGCCGGUGACUCCAAGAACGCCCCGCCCAAGGGUGCCGCCGACUUCACCGCUCAGGUCAUCGUGCUGAACCACCCCGGCCAGAUCUCCAACGGAUACACCCCAGUGCUGGAUUGCCACACCGCUCACAUUGCUUGCAAGUUCAGCGAGAUCAAGGAGAAGGUCGACCGUCGUUCCGGCAAGUCCACCGAGGACAACCCCAAGUCCAUCAAGUCCGGUGAUGCCGCCAUCGUCAUCCUGGUCCCAUCCAAGCCGCUGUGCGUGGAAUCCUUCCAGGAGUUCCCCCCGCUCGGACGUUUCGCCGUGCGUGACAUGAGACAGACCGUCGCUGUCGGUGUCAUCAAGGCCGUCUCCUUCAAGGAUGCCGCCGGUGGCAAGGUCACCAAGGCCGCCGAAAAGGCCACCAAGGGCAAGAAAUAGCCGCCAACAGCCCACAUCCUUCUACCUGCUGAGCCCAACACCGCUCACAGCAGCAACAACAACAACAGCAGCAUCAAACAACAUCCGAUGUCCUCCAUCUCGAGACGGCUGACCAACAUCAAAUCGUAUCACUGCUUCCAUCGAAAGG